Messenger RNA from Carcharodon carcharias (great white shark), 3268 nucleotides. It is a transcript of the gene mogs, whose product is annotated as mannosyl-oligosaccharide glucosidase. The record is from RefSeq and is a predicted model, not a curated record. Lineage: Eukaryota; Metazoa; Chordata; Chondrichthyes; Lamniformes; Lamnidae. The transcript has 5 exons. Gene Ontology annotation, molecular function: Glc3Man9GlcNAc2 oligosaccharide glucosidase activity. Gene Ontology annotation, cellular component: endoplasmic reticulum membrane. Gene Ontology annotation, biological process: oligosaccharide metabolic process; protein N-linked glycosylation. The coding region runs from base 158 to 2677 and encodes 839 amino acids.
CCAGACUCUUCCUUUUCCUCUUCCUCUCUCGGACAUUCAGUUCCGGGUUGCGGCCAAACCGCCGAAUCCGGGACACAGAGAGAGAGAGAGUUCGCGACCGGGGCCUAAAGCAGCAACAGCCCGGCUCCCGGGGACAGACAACCGGCCAGAGUGAAGCAUGGCACGGCAGAGGGUAAAAAAGGAGAGACUGAUUGAUUCCAAAGUGGAUGGAAAAAAUGGGAAGAAUACCGGACAUCAUAAGAAACCUCCGACUAAGGAAAAGAAGAAAAAGUCCAAUUUGGGAAAUAUCUGCAUCAAUAUAGCAAUUGUACUGUGCAUUGUGAGCAGUGGCUGGUUUUGCUAUGCUAUUUACAUGAGAUCCUUGCUUGCUAACAGAAUCAUAACACCUCACCCCUCAUUGCGGAUACUGAACAGCAACAGUACGAGCCCUGCUUUGUCGCCAGCGAAAUACUGGGGAUCCUAUCGACCUCAGGUAUACUUUGGAAUGAAAACAAGGAGUCAAAAAUCAAUUGUAACAGGCUUGAUGUGGCUACAGCAGUUCAAAGCAGAGGUGAAUCUGCGACAUACAUGUGAGCAAGGUGAUCGACUGCCCAGCUAUGGCUGGCUAAUGCACGAUGGAAUAAACUUUGGAGUGCAGGAAAUAAAAGACAAUGAUUUCAUAUUAACAACUGAGUUUGUGAAACGUGUUGGAGGACAGCAUGGUGGAGAUUGGACGUGGAGAAUUACUGCCAAACCACAGAGUUCCGCCCCGGAGAACCCAGUGAUAUCGCUGUUAUUUUAUGUCGCCAGUGAUGGACAAGGAAUACUGCAGCCACAUGUUGAGGAGAAAAGCAAGCUAAUGGCAGUAUCAGGUUCAUCAGAGGAGCUGGGAAAAUUCAAAAUCACCUUCCUGGCACCAACUGCACUAAAAUCCAGGAACUAUAAAUAUGCCAGCUACAACUAUCUGCAGGCACAUUGUCCAAGUUUGGAGAUGAUGACAGACAUUGUGAAAAAUAGCUUGAAUGGCCGUUUUGUGUACAACACGGCAUCUGCUCCCAGGCGAUACUACAUUGGUGUGGACAGCUACAGGCCGCCCCCAAAGCAAGGUGGGGACAGCACACAAGACAACUUCUUGGUUCAUCAGGUGACUGUGCAAGUUCCCUUUGAGGUUGAAGUCCUGCUUGAGUCUGAAAGUUUCACAGAUCGAUCCGAUCAUCUCUCUGGGGAGGUCUUCGCAAGUGAGCUGGAGAGGUGGAAACAAGCAUUUGAUGAAAAGUUUAAUGCCAUUUUCAAAUUGCCAGAUAAGGGUUUUCCCCCUCAACAAAUUAAAUUUGCCAAAGCUGUUUUCAGUAAUACAAUUGGUGGGAUGGGAUAUUUCUAUGGUCAGUCAUAUGUUCAGUCUAUAUAUAAUGAGUAUCCAUUGCCUUACCUGGAGGGCCCGCUGUACACUGCAGUUCCAUCCCGUUCAUUCUUUCCCCGAGGAUUCCUCUGGGACGAAGGAUUCCAUCAACUUCUGAUUAGUAAAUGGAAUCCAUCUAUUAGUAAAGAGGUGAUUGGACACUGGUUAGAUAUGAUGAAUGUUGAAGGUUGGAUACCGAGAGAGCAGAUUUUGGACAAUGAGGCACGUAGUAAAGUGCCGUCAGAGUUUAUCGUGCAGAGAAAUGAAAAUGCCAAUCCUCCUACACUCUUCCUUACACUACAAAAACUGAUUGAAGAUCUAAAUGGAAGUUUGACUGAAGAGGACAAGUCUUACCUGAAGAGACUCUUCCCACGUUUGAAGACUUGGUACGAUUGGUAUAAUUCAACCCAAGUUGGAUCCCUACCAUCAACCUAUCGUUGGAGGGGUCGUGACACUGACACAAAUCUGUUCCUCAAUCCAAAAACUCUGACCUCUGGGCUUGACGAUUACCCACGGGCAUCACACCCUUCUGAGGAUGAACGUCAUGUGGAUCUUCGUUGCUGGAUGACAUUGGCAUCGAAGAUCAUGACAGAUAUUGCAAAAAUCCUUGGAGUAGCACAUCAGGACUAUCAGGACAUGUACGAAAAGCUGAGUGACAAUUCUUUGCUUCAGGAACUGCACUGGUCUGAGGAUCUGAAGGCAUUCAGUGAUUAUGGGAAUCAUACUCAGUCAAUUAUUCUAGAGCGAGAGAAAAUCUAUGUACCACCUGGUCAGCCACGACAGCAUGUCCAGCCUGCCAGGCUGAUCCGCUCUGUUCGGAAACAACCAAAGCUUCAGUAUGUGAAUGCUUUUGGCUAUGUUAGCCUGUUCCCAUUCCUACUUCAAAUCCUGCAGCCAGAUUCUCCAAAGCUUCAACAUAUCUUAAAGGAUAUUAGGGACGAUGAGAAACUCUGGACCCCUUAUGGCCUGCGCUCACUUUCAAAAUCCAGCCCUCUCUAUUUGAAACGCAACACUGAAUAUGACCCACCUUACUGGCGUGGACCCAUUUGGAUUAACAUGAACUACCUUGUGGUUAAGGCACUGCAUUACUAUUCCACUCAAAGCGGACCAUAUCAAGAAAUGGCAGCAAAAUUAUACCAGGAGCUGAGGACUAACCUCAUAUCAAAUAUGUAUAAGCAGUUUGUACAAACUGGUUACUUGUGGGAACAAUAUAAUGAUAGUACUGGCAGAGGGCAGGGUAGUCACCCCUUUACUGGCUGGUCUUCCCUCAUAGUUUUAAUAAUGGCAGAGCAAUAUUAAUGCUCUCACUGGUAUCAUCCUACAUAAUGGUUUAGGGCUGAGCCUAGGGGAUUAUUUCGUGAGUGAAUCUUUCAAUACAUGAAAUAAUACAGGUUAAACCUGUCUGCAUAUUAAUUGGAGAAUAAAAAUCAACAUUGUUGUAUAUGUUUUAUGAGUGCAAAACAGGCACAACAAUGACAUUUAGCAGUGUAACAGCUCAUGCUGUUCUGCACGUGUUCAUGUGACUGCUACAUUUUCAAGGCCAAUGUGGGUGGCCCUGGAGGCUGCCUAAAAGAGGCAUUAGGCCUCUUGAAUAUGUUACUGAGAGGCCAAAUGCCUCCUUUAAGACUCUGUUGCAAGCAGACGGCAGGUAUGAUCCAUGGAGAUUUCAGUGGCUGCUGAGAAACGGGUACACUUAAAAACUUUUACUUGAAUGUUCCACCCAGCUCACCGACUAUUGAAGAAUUACUGUUGGCCCACAAUCACCUCUCCCUGUCUCCCCACAGAACUGACUGAGAUCCUCACUCCGUCUUUUAAAAGUAAAUCACAUCUUGAAUUGCUAAAGGCAAACUUAUAAUGAAUGGAUUUCUUAUUAAAGUUAUAUUUAAAAGA